CUGCGAACUGAGCAUGUCACCCAUGUGAUUCUGUUAGAGCUCGCAAUUUUCGUUCGAUAGACAAGAAAACUUACCGUCUGCUUAAUGGAAUAGCGGGUUGAUUUUACCAUUUGGAAGGAAGCAAUGACAAACAACACUGUGUUCUUUUGAUCAAAGGGAAUUUCAAAGGUGAGGAUCUUUCGUUAACCCGGUUUGCAUGCAGCUUUCCUCAGUUCAGCGGCGCGUGUGUUAAAUCGCGCCUUUCUUGUAGUCAGGGCAGGGUCUUUUAAUUGUGUUCUGAUUGAAAUAUUUGCGGCUGAAUUGCUAUUUUGGCGUCAAAUUUGUGCUUUAUUUUCAGGUUUUGAAAUAUCCGCCUCGAUUCCAUCUUUUAAACCUGUUCAAUUUCCGUUUUGAGCCGACCCUUUUUGUCCGAAAGGUGUCAUUUGAUUGUGUCCUAACUCGAUUUUUUCUGUUGAAAAUCCUAAAUCAGCGGUUGUUAUGCGUGACUUCUAAGGUAAUUGCGGCUCUAUGCAAUAGAAAUUCAUUGUGCUUUAAGAAAUUAACGGUAAUAAUGCAAACCUCUGAGAAAUUUAGAGAUGUUUCUUGGUGCCAAAAUUACUUUGUGAUUCGGUGUAUCUGUGAUUCAAUCGUUUGUAAGCGUCCAGCCCAUAGUAGCCUGAUAUUACACGCUGCCCCAGUCUCAACGGCAAAUAGUUAAUCCUCCAUACCUAAAACGAGUUUUCGCGGCCAUUUUGAACUGUAAAUGAAAUAUGGCAGCUAGGGUCAGAGGUGUUGCGUAUCGAGUUAAUUAACCGUACAGGGACUCUUGUAAUCAUGGCUUUGAUAUUGAAAGUAUUAGUGCAGUCUGAGAAUACUUUUGCAAGGUAGCUUUACGGUUCACAGAUAAGGAGAUCCUUGGGACCAUUGAAAAGGUGGUACUUGGUCAAAGUCAAUGAAGGGACGAAUAUCUGAAACUGAACAUUCUUUAGUUUGAAGUUCGUUUAUUCAUAAAUACCUAGCAGUUCAAAAACUGAAUUACAUAUUUAUAUGACAAAAAUUAAAUAAUACAAAUCUUAUCAGUAACUAAUCUAUCUUAAAUAAAAGGACAAAAAAAAAAGCUUACAGAAGAUAAGCUGCUAAAAAAGUUACAAUUCAAGCUGUGAAAUUCGAAAACUCUAAACUAUAAAUUAGUUGCGUUGAGCCAUGAAGAGAUAAUAAAGCUAUUCCUUAAACAGUCAGUUAUAAAACGUGGCAUCUUAAAAGGUCACACACAUCUCAAUGAGUAGUUUCAUGCGGUGUAGGUAAUAACUUAUAACGGCAGUGAUUGUUGUCAUUUACAAUUGUAUCAGAAAGUGUCUCACAUAUUUUGUCAUAGUGGGUUGCUAGUUCCUUAAAGUUCAUAACAAGAGUUUCAUGAUAGCUUACACCAGGGCAGAUGAUGGACAUUGCUCUCUUCUGUACUCGUUACAAUUCUUGUAUUAAAUAUUUCAGCAAACUAAAGUGAAAGGCUGGUACUGCAUUGUCCAUAAAUUAUCUAAUACAGCUAGAGUAGGAGAGCCCUAAAUCAAUGCAAGAACCUUUGCUCUCUUAAGUUGUACCAAAAAAAUAUAUGCCUCUUUAAUAUAGUGCCUCUUUGUAUUAGCUUGAAAAUGUGAAUGGUCAAGUUAGCAGAAACAAUUUGGAAAACAGUUUGUGUGGAAAUUCAAUCCUUUCUAUAAAGCUGAGAUACGUGUGAAAGCCUGGUUUCAGUUCACGUUUAAUUUGGAUUCCUUGAUGAACAAGGCUUGACUUUUUAACCUUUUAAUUCCUUGAUGAACAAGGCUUGACUUUUUAACCUUUUAAUUCCUAGAAGGGAUUAACAUGUUACCUCUCCCUUUAAUAUCCAUACAAUAUUCAGUAAACAUGUAAUGAGAAUACUCAAACUUAUCAGGUUGAAAUUGUUAUCUUGAUCUAACACCAAAUUCUCAUAACUUAUUGAUCAGAAAUUGUGCAGCAACUAGAAGGGAGAAUCAACAAUCAGAUCUUGGGAUUUAAAGGGUUUAAUAAUGUCAUAAGUUUUGCUGGGUAGAGAAUUGUUCACUUGGGAAGUGUUUCUGCUGGGUUACCAAAAUCAUACUAACUUUCUUUGUAAUAUGAUGAGAACCUUCCUUUUUUUACUGUAGUUCAGUAAGAUGGUGACAGUGCCAUCCCCUCAGUGUGUGGGCCGCGAGUUUGUGCGCCAGUAUUAUACCCUUCUCAAUCAAGAGCCCGUACAGAUUCACAGGUAUAAUGUAGAUGAUACUCAUAAUUGAAGUCAUAUAGCCAAAGUUGUGCAAUAGUGUAGAAGAUCAUUCUUUCCAGUGGAGUUAUUGUUGUGCUGAAAAGUAGUUGCCACUUCAGAGUUCCAUCUUGUGACUUUGCUUUCUUUAUAUCCAUCAUUAUUAUCAAAAUCACCAGCUUUGUAGCUUAUGGCAAGAUAAUUGUUUAGUUUGGCUGUAUAGCCGUCAUGUGAUAAAGACUCACCUGUUGGUGGGAGAAAAUAAACUUGAUAUCAAAAUUCUCUGUUAUAUUGAACUGUGCAUAGAAUAAAUGUAGACUGAGCUAAAGGUGCACUACAUACUAACAUGUAUUCAAUGAGGCUGUAACAAUAAUUUUGUGUAUUAUGAAUGUUCUUUGUCCAGGUUUUACACAAAGCAAUCCUGGUUUCUUCAUGGGAGGGCUGAGAAUGGACUAAAUGAACCCCCUGUGGUUGGCCAAGAGGUAUGUGUGCUGUGUUGGACUAAGUCUACUGCCUCUUACCUCCGGAGCUUUUUAAAGUUUCAUGAUAAGCUUCAGGUUUCAGUUUUGUUAGUAUGAAUUAGCUAAGAUUAUUAUAUCUCCUUCUGAAAUGGGUGGUAACCAUUUCAAACUUGUGGGGAUAGAGGCUUUGUGAGCAUAGAGCCCAAAUCAAGAGCCCAGUGAGCUUACAGGUUAACUCUCAUAAUGUGAUGGUUAAUUCUCCCCUUUAGCUGGUACACAUUUCAUCUUAAAGUAGUUGCAAUUAUUUUAUGUUAGAUCAAGAUAACCUCUACUGGAUAGGUUUGAGUAUUCUCAAUACCUGUUUGCUUGAUGAUAUAUGCAAAUUAUGAAGAGAAGUUACAUAUCAAUCACUUCUGAGAGUUAAAGGGUGAAACAAAAAAAGAACAAUCAAUAUAUAAACUCAGAGAAGCGACUUAAGUUUAACUGAAUCGUUAAGUUAAAUCUUGCUAUUUUUUUAUAUUCUUUUAGGCAAUUUACAACAAGAUCAAAGAACUCAAUUUCAAUGACUGCCACACAAAGAUAAGACAAGUGGACAGUCACUCCACUGUUGGGGGUGGGGUAGUGGUGCAGGUAAAGUUCAAAUUAAAUCUGCAAAGCAAUUAAAUUUUGAGGAUGUCUCCAACUCAGUCUAUUAGUGGUUUAAGUUACUUAUGAUACAUGCCAGGGCGUGAAAUUGUGCCUAAUAUAGGCGCCAAUGCAACUAACUUUUUCACUUUGGCGACCAAAUCCUGGAAAUUAGUCGCCAAAUUGGUGACUAGAAUGUUUCAUCAUAACCUUACCAAGAGAUAUAAUGAAUUAAAAAGAUUUGCAGAGAUAAAUCCAUUGCAAACUUCCUCGUUAAGUUUGUUUCCAAAACUAAACAGAUGCAUCUCGAUUGAUAACUAGACGCCAUCUUGGAAUUAAGUGAGCUAUAAUGUUGUAUAUUAUCCAUUGUAGUGUCCACUUUGUAGCACGUUAAAGAUCUUUUCCCAAACUUAAUUUUGGAGGGUCUAUCUAGAAUGCUGAUGGCUUAAAAGGUUUUGUUUGUCUUUGAAAAUGGCGACCAACUUUUUUUCACUUGGCUACCACUUUGAAGAAUUUAGGAGCCAAGUGGCUAUCAGAAAAAAAAAUUAAUUUCAUGCCCUGCAUGCCUUUUAGUUUUAGUAGGAACUGCUAAAUAGACUAUACUUGUCUGCUUGUUAAGAGAUAUAUUUUGUAUCUCAGUGAUUCCUUUUUGGGGGGGCAUUUCUUUACCUAAGCUGUAAGAAGUUGAUUAAUUCUUUAAAACGUUCAGAUGUAGGUUGUAAGUUACAUGCAGUAGUUUAGUAGAGAAGUGUUUAAAAUCACAGAAACUACAAAUGUCUAUCAGUCUCUUGUAGUCAUGGAAAGGAAAUGUAAAACUUUUCAUUGAGUGAAAUCUCUACUGACUGUGGUGAUGUUCUCAAGCAUGUACUAUCUGUACAUGUAUAUUGGUGAAUCCAAUUUCUUGGAGAGCACUUAUACUGUAUUAUUUGUUGUUUGAUCUGUGGCAGGUGUCAGGUGAACUGUCCAAUCAUGGUCAGCCCAUGAGAAGAUUUAUGCAGACCUUUGUUUUGGCUCCUGGCGAGGUAAGUACAGUCAAACCUGUAUUCAGGAGCAGUGUGUUAAGCAGUUGCCCUGUAUGAAGCAAUCACUUUUCUAUUUUUCCUCUUAAUUUAAGUAAAAUAUCAACCUGAUAAGUGAUAAGAAUAAAGAAAAAUAUCAAUUUGGGGAUAGUUAGUUGAUCCAAUACUGGACUAACAUCAUAAGAAUUGUAUAGUUGACAAUAAGGAGAAUAACAGAUUUGAUCUGGGAGCUAAAGGGUUAAGCAGUCAACCUGUAUGAGGCAGUCAUCCCACCGUUCCUUGUGGAUGAUCACUUAACUCUUUCCUCCCUAACAUCAGUAUGCAUAUUCUCCAUACUACUCCCUAGACAUUUCCUAGGGUCCUGACCAGGGAGAAUUUGUUCAAAAAUCAAGGGCUUCUUUAGUUGGUGAUCAUCUCCUUUAUUCUCAUGACCUUAAUGUUUGAUUGAGGGGUGUUGUUGUGAGGAGAAAUUAGAUUUCGUAAAAAAGGCUGUGGUUAGAUGUUAGUCACUCUUACAGGUUAAAGGGUUUAGUGCAGGUUCUACUGUACUCACUGCUGAGGAUUUUUCAACCUAUUCAGUUUUACUUUAUGUAGAAUCAUCUGACAGAACAUUAAAAAAAUAAAUAUAUUUUUCUAGCUAAGUAAACAAUUUACUUUUUGAAACAGAUAAUACCUAUGAAUAAAUAUCUCUCUGGGAAUUUUUUGGGUAAAAUCAAGGUUAUUGUCCAUUUAUACAUAUCACCCACAAACAUAAGUUAAUUUUGUUUGACCAGGGACCAAGAAAGUAUUAUGUCCAUAAUGACAUAUUCCGCUAUCAAGAUGAGGUGUUUUCUGAGGAGACAAGUGAUGAGCCAGCUGAUGGUACUGUUGGUAAGGAGAAGUAUAUCAAUUGUUUCACUUUUUUAAGUCUUAAGCAACCAUUUGCCAGUGUCUCUGAAAUUUUAUUAGCCAGAUUUUUUUCUACUGGCCAUUAUGACCAAAAUAAUUGCAGUGUUGAGUAUUGAAUGUUUUAAGCGAUGGCUUUCUAAGAAGCUUGAAUAAAUGAAGUGUUAGUUACUACUGAUGGUUUUUGUUGAAGAUUCGGAGGGGGAAGAAGAUGUUCCUCAACCAGGGCAAGUGAGCAACAAUGUCAACAGCUACAGCCAACCUAACCAGGAGCAGGAUGUGCCACAGGACAAGGCCAAUGACAACUUACAUUACACAGACCAGGGACAAUCCAAUGGGUAAUCAUUGUCUUGGUUAUAAAAUGUUUUAUGUUAGAAGCAAUGAAAUUCAUUUAGCCCUGAAAACAUGGAAAUGAAAACAUACAAAGAGCUUGAGCUUUGAAAAAGGCAAUGUUGAUCUUUGAAAUAUAUUUGAUUCUUGGAGUGAGAUAUUCUCAGACCACGAUUCAUACAAUAAUGUACAUCCUAGCCUCUGUGUGCUUGACUGAAAGACACUCUGUUAUAUUUGAAAAGAAUGUAAUAUAUGUAAAGAAUCUUUUAGAUAAUAAUGAUGUAGCUUUACUAUCAGUCCACACAGUAGUUCAUAAAUGUUAAUAGCGUGUUUUCCUUUCUUGUUUAUACACGCACAUACAGCUGUAUGUACUUUGCAUCUGUCCCAUUACACUUGACCUGACAGGGGUUGGUAUGUCAUUCUAUGACUUUGAAUUAAGCACAUUUAAGAUAAGGAAAUUUUGAUUGUCAUUAAUUUUCUCUGUUUUUAUUUGUUCAGCCCUGGAGGGUUACUGAACCAAGAUCCAUUGCUAAAUGAUAAUGAGGGUGAUGAAGAAUCCUCAGAACUGCAAGAAGUUGUCAUCGACAAACAGCCCCAGGUAGAUGGAUAGUUACAUUUUUUGUCAUGGUUGAUCAGUAACAGCCACAGAGCAGAUUGUAAAAUUUUCAUUUGAGAAUAUAAAUUGAUUAUUGAUGGGGAAGUCUUCCUAGCAAAGUUGUGUUAUUUCCAGAAUCACCUGGUACCUUACGGGUUCAGGCCGAAGAAGUCUGUUACUCCCAGCUCUUUACCCAUUCUCCCAUAAGAUGUAAACAUCAAUUUUGAGCAUUCUCUACAAUUCAUUUAUUGCAAUUUUAGCUCUGAGAAUAUAGUUUUGAAUAAAACAAAACCACUUUGUUGAUAUUUUUCUUACUUUUCACAACUUUUUUGCUUGAACAAAUAUUGAUACUAGAAGAAGAAAUUCCUUUCUGAUAACUCCUAGGAUUGAAAGGGUUAAAGCUUUCACUUAUAAAAGCAAUAUCCUGGCUGCCCAAAGUUCUUUAAUGUUGUGAUCUUUUCAGAUUCCUCACCUUGAGCCAGUGAAAGAGACACCAGGUAUUCAGCCCUUGGAGGAGAAGGAGCCUCUGUCUGCUGAUGGACAUCUUAAUGACGCCCCUUAUGAUGAGGAGCCAGAAGAGGCUGAAGAGGAGGAGGAGGAGCUUGAGGGGCCAGGGUCUGAAACAGAGGCACCUUUAGAGGAUAUUUCUGGUGAACCAGCUGAGUCAGGUACAUGUUUUACUGUUGCCUUAAUAAGUAAACUCCCCAAACUGAUUAAAAUUUAACUCCUUCUUACAAUGUUUCUACAUUAACCUACAAACAGGUGACGAGAUAAGACAAAUUUGUCUACAAGACAGUGUUAUCUUGAUUUAACAUCAAAUUCUCUGAACUAAUUUGAAUGGAAAUGUAAAAUUGCAAUGAAACUGAGUUCAUUGAUAACUUUCAUGUACCCCUUUAAAUUCAAAGAUCUGAUUUGUAACUCUCCUUUCUCUCUUUUUUUUGACUUCUUGAGACAGUAAAGAGAAUUUGGUGCUUUAUCAAGUUGACACUGUCAGACUGAUAAGUUGCCUAUUCUUGUCAUCUUUUUUUUGUUUGUUUGGGGGGGGGUGGUGGUGUAUGAUUGGAAAUGGUGGUGUAUGAUUGGAAAUGGUCAGUGAAGUUCCUUAUUGAUUGCAUAUGGGAGUUAAGGAGAAACAUUUUUAUUUUUAUGUCAAUAAUUCUAUGCAGGCAUUCAUAGCAUUGGAUAUGAUUUAUUUUUUUUAUCUUGUGGUUUGAUUGCAGUACCAGAGAAGCCGAAGACCUGGGCAGCUCUUGCAGCAUCUCGCACACCACCAGCUCAGUCUAGCUCAGCUCCAUCCACAAACUCACGCCCAGUGCGUCAGGCUCAACAGGUAGCUUGAAAAUGAUAACAUAACCAGCAGCAAGUGCUGGUCAUUGCUGUUCAAUUCUUCCACUCAAUUUUGAUAUUUUGCAAAAGGGGAACUAAGAAACUACCAACUAGAGGAUACUGCCUGCAUCAAGCAACAACUUUCACAGAAGUUCAGUAUAUAAGUGUAUGUUCUUCAGUUGGACAAACAACAACCCUCUUCUUAAUGUUGGUAACAAUAAAAUUGCACUAGAUGAAAAUUAAUAGAUGGAUAAGUAAAUAACAUUAAAAAAAAGAAAUAUUGGGGAAAAAAAAUGACAAUCCACAUUGAGAGGAGAGGUUAGUAAGUGUUUGUACAUCCAACUUGAUGGCAGCAGUAUCUCUAAAUCUUAGGAUGAAAUCUAUUGGCAACACAUGUUGUGGUAUGCAAAGGAUAUGUUUUAGUGUCAAAUCAUUAGCCUGAAUUGUGUUGUGCUUAAAUAUUUUCAGGCAUGAAAGUAUCUACUGCAUCAUGUUAAUUUAUUAUUCCUUUUUUUUUUUUUUCAGCCUCUUCCUCAGCCUGUCUUACAGCCACCACCAAGGCCCCAGCCUGCUCCUGCCCGCUCAUCUAAGGAUGCUCGUGGGGGAAUGAACACUAGAGAUGCAAGGCUGACGGCUCGCAAUGCUCCAGAUAAUCAUCAAGUGUUUAUUGGAAACUUGCCAGCAGGGGUCAAGGAUGAAGAAGUGCGCAAUGUGUUUUCUAGUGAGUGCACAUGUGGACAAAUAUAUAUAUAUAUAUAUAUAUAUAUACACAUACAUACACACAUAUAAAUGGGGGGUAGAGUCUACCUUGGCAUAAAGUACUCAAUGCUGUGGUAGCAGAGCUGAGUAUAUAUAAGUGAAAGAAUCAAAGAGGAUGCACGCAUUGAUUCUCUAGAACCGUUGGUGCUAGAGAAUUGAUGCGUCCUCUUUGAUUCUUUCACUUAUAUAUAUAUAUAUAUAUAUAUAUAUAUAUAUAUAUAUAUAUAUAGCUUAUUAGAAGUUUUGAGUAUUUUUUACGAAUUGUGCCUUAUUUUGAAAAGCCUGUAGGGCAAAUCACAAUACAAACAAUGAGUAAAAAUACUCAGCGAUACUACACACCAAAAUGUCUAAUGCCAGUGGUAUUAUCCAACUGCUUAUUUUUCUGCUCAGUCUUUCUGUUCAUUUCUCUUAGGGCAGGAAAAGCAAAGUGGAUAGAAAAGCUUAGCAUGCGUGGCCAACUGGUUAAACAAGUUUUUGUACAGUAUAAAAUAACCAACUGUCCAAAUAACCAUACAAUAUCACAGGAUAUUUGUAGUCUAUUUGCGCACUAUUUGUACUCUACUUUGUGCAGAAAGAAAGAUGUAAGACAAACAAAGAUUUCAAUUGCACGACAUAGGAAAGGUUAAAGUUUAGGAUUUGAAACCAAGGUAGUUCCUUUUUUUGCAUUCAGAUGCAUUAGUGACAGCCAUUUAGAGAGUUUUUUUUACAAGCUAGGCCUUAUAUUAGGAUCAUAUGAAACAAGCCUGCUGCAUUCUGCUAGGUCCUAUGUAGAGCAGUAAAGCUGCAAAUUAUAUGCAUCCAUGUCAAAUGAGGGAUGUUUCAAAACAUUCUUCUUGAGUUUGGGGCGGGAAAUCUGAGUCCUGCAUUAAUCCUUGUUUAUUCUGUCAGAUGCUUGGAUGUUUGUGACCCUCCUUGCAUUAUGAUAUAUUCAUGUAUAUUUAUUUUUCACACUAUCUUUCUCUUCCAGAGUAUGGAACCAUAUUGGAAAUCAGGCUAAAUCCUAAGGUACUCGCCUCAUUAAUAUACACGUUUUAAGCUUACUACAGAUUAUUUUUUCUGCUACUGUUGGCCAUGGUUUUUUUAGCUUACAUGAAGCCGUACCCUCCCCCCGCCAAGGAGAAACGAAGGCGAGGCUUCCGUUUCGCUAUCGGGGGAGGGUACGGUAACACGUAGGCUGUGGUUUUCUUCUGUUGUGUUUGUUUGUUUGUUGGGUUGUUUGGUAUCAUUGAAGCCAGAAUAAUCAAAGAUUCACUUAAACUAUUUCCAACAGUCCUAAUAAGUUUUCUUGUGUGUUAUAUUUGUAGAACUUUGGAUUUGUGAUUUUUAACAGCUCUGAACCAGUGGAACAAAUUUUAAUCAACAGAGUAAGUAUCAAUGUGAACAGGUACAACUAUAAAGGUCAUGCUUAAACAAUUUCUUUAGGUUUUUUAAAUCUUGAAAUCUUUUGAUAAGACUAGAGUGGAUUGUAUUUGAAUGUUUAAUAUUUAGGGUGGUCUCUCUCGCAUGGGGACUUUCCACUCUCCUAUUGUCCAACCUUUGGCCAGACCUUCCCAUCAUCUUCUAACUUUAUCAUCAUCAUCAUCAUCAUCAUCAUCAUUAUUUUGAACAACAAAUUGAUUGAAAUUUUUAUUUUUAUGAUUCUCAAUGUUAAAGACAUAAAUCCAGACCUCUUCUUGCCACCUCGCCUGUUAAAUUCGAUUGAAGUUAGUGGUCGAAAGUAAUCGAGGGGGGAGGGGAGGGGGGAGAGGAAUGGCUUUGCUUUUAAAAUCUCCGUGUAGAAAACUUAAUAAGUAAUCAUCUCAUCCUACGGAUACAAGACAAUUUGGUUUUAUCAGCUGAUUUGAUAAUGUAAAUUGGCGACCAUAAAGAGUUCGCUUAAACGAAGGGCUAACGCUCUAAAUGUCAGCUGUAGAAACUCUUGAAGGUGGCCAAAUAGAGAAUUAUACAUGGGCACGCAUAGGUAUGUAAUUUCUCUUCGAGUGUUGAACUCGAUAGCUCACGAGUGAGAUGACGAGUUGAACACGAGAAAAGAAAUUUCAUAUCUACAAGCAACCAUGUACCAUGUACCAUGUACAUAAACACAAUAGCCUUUUAGUAACAAAAAAAGUCGACUUUAUCAAUGAAUGAAAAUAAAAGGAUCAAUGAUCGCUGAAUAAAAAUUGUAAAGUGCGUUGGUGCUAAGGCUCAAGAUGAAAAAAUGCGUUGAAACACUACAAAAACAAACAAUGGCCGUAGUUUUCAAUAUACAAAAUUUUCAGUUAUUGACUAGGUCCUUACCGACAAAAGAAAUCUUUCAGAUACACGGGCAAAAUCGGCCUGUGGCAAAUCUUCCAGUUAUCGAUUUUCGUUCUCAGCGAUAUCAAACACACGUAAUAAAACGAUAUUUUUCACGUGUGUUAGUGCGGCUUUUCUUAGGAAAUCCUUGUAUAACACCGUAGUUAAUAUGAUUAUUAGCAUUAUCAACUCAGUUUACAAAACCAAACUAUCUUAUUUUAUCCCCCUACACCGGCACAGCACCAUAGUUUCUGUAAAAACUUGCCCCAUUAUUCAAUCAGAUACAAGAUUGAAAGUCGCCCCAGACCCCGCUCUAGACAGAGGUACUUUCCGCUGUUGGGAUUAGUUUGGUUUUGAUGUAACGUCUCAAUUGCAAUGGACUAUUCGAGUUCUUUGUAAACUGAUAUGUUACUAAAGAAAUAUGUAAUAUACACCUAUUUUCGUUUAUUGUAGCCAAUCAAAAUCGGUAGCCACGAAAUCAACAUUGAAGAAAAGAAACCCAGCGGAUCAGUUGGGCGUGGUGGUGGUGGCGGCGGCGGUGGCGGCGCGAACCGUCCACGCGGUAGUUCUGGCGGUGGGGCCCGUGGAAACUCCCGCGGGGGUGCAAGUGGUGGUGGUGGACAAGCUGGCCGUGGAGGAAGUGGAGGGUCUCGUGCGAAUAACCGAGGAGGAUUUGGGACGGGUGGUGGCGCUGCAAGUGCAGGGUCUGGAUCUAGUGGACGCGCAGGUGGUCGUCGAGACAAUGGUGGACGUGGUGGAAAAUAUAAGUGACUUUGUGACGAGAUGUCCUACAUUAGUAUAAAUAAAUUAUACCAAAAAAAAAAAUAAAUGAAAAAAGUCAAACAUUGCAACGAGCCAUGGUGGCGUUAGCUUCGCUUCUCUUUUAAAGCAUUUCUGUCCUCGUGUAUCGUGUGAUUGCUUCGUGCUUCUUGCUCUGUGUUCGAGUCAAACGUCAAGUUUGCUUGCAUUUUGUCUGCUGGCAGAUAUCCUUGAGAAUGUUUUAGUUGCCAUCUUUGAAUCAUAGCAAUACAGAAAGUCACCGUGUGAGUGUGAGGUACGCGGAAUGUUCCACCGUGAUUUUACUGUCGUUAUGUAGAACGCUAAAAGUGAAAACGUGAGACUUUUGUUGCCAUGGACACGCUCAUCUUCAUACAUCGCUACUGAACUUGGCGAUCUUAAUACGAAGCGAAUUUGAGAUUUAAAGAAUUGUGAACUUUUUUAGAAUAGGAACUCGUUAUAAGGAAAUACGAUGUUUGCAGUAUUUAUAUUGGAUAUCACUAUUACGAAUCACUGAGGAAUUAAAAAGAUAACUUGUGC
Messenger RNA from Pocillopora meandrina, 11826 nucleotides. Lineage: Eukaryota; Metazoa; Cnidaria; Anthozoa; Scleractinia; Pocilloporidae. The record is from the annotation of a GenBank genome assembly.